CUGGCGGCGUAUCCAGGUCCCCUGCUGGGAAGAUGCACCAACCUCUACGCCGCGUAUCAUGCGUGGAGGGGGACCCUUCACAUUGAUAUGUAUCGAUGCCAUCAGAAAUAUGGUCCCAUCGUUAGAUACUCGCCGUCCCGUUUGCUAAUCAACAGCAGCACAGCUGCUAGAGAAAUCAGCUCUCACGGGGCAAAUGUCAUCAAGUCCAAGGCAUACCAGGCACUCGUCCACAGCGCCCCCAAUACACUUACUAUUCGCAACAGAGAGGAUCAUGCCCGAAGACGGCGCAUCUUGAGCCUCGCCUUCUCAGAUGCGCAGCUGCGCGCCUACGAAGCUAUUCUGUUACGCCACAUCGACACACUCUGUUUGAACCUCACCGACAAUGCUCGGUCACAGGCAUCUGCUUCGGGUUCUGAGGCCCUGGACAUGGCGCAUCAGUUUGACUACUUCACAUUCGAUGUCAUGUCGGAGGUCAUCUUCGGCAUGAAGUACAACGCUUUGAGAGAGCCCAAAUAUCGAUUCGUCAUGAAAGCGCUUGAGGAGUCAAAUGUCCGCAUCAGCGCCCUGGUUCAGGCCUCGAGCCUUGCACUCGGCAGAAUCGACAAGUACUUGUUCUCCGGAUCCAUCAAGUCCAGAAACAAAUUCCUUGGGUUUCUCGCCGGCCUGCUGAAGAAUCGAUCCAAGGCGUCUUUUUCCGACAACGGCAAUGUGUUUUCAUACUUGGAGACUGCCAAAGACCCCGAUGGCGAGUCGACACUCAGCAAGUCUGAAAUCCGGGCAGAAUCAGCCACCCUGGUUGUUGCUGGAUCCGACACAUCCUCGACCACCUUGGCAGCGACACUGUUCUACCUGAGCGGCAAACCCAAGGCGUACGCCAAACUUUGCCACGAGAUCAGGUCAACCUUUGAAAGCGACGAUGAUAUUCGUCUCGGCGCCAAGCUCACGUCGUGCACCUACCUUAGAGCAUGCAUUGACGAGGCACUUCGCAUGUCACCUCCAGUUGGGGGUGCUUUGUGGCGAGAGAUUCGUCCUGGAGGAAUGACCAUCGGAUCUCUUGUACUUCCGGAAGGAAUCGAUGUCGGCACUGGAAUCUACAGUCUUCAUCACCAUGAAGAUUAUUUCGAGUCACCCUUCAACUACAAGCCUGAAAGAUGGCUGGUCGGGGAAGAUGGAUCGACCAAAGAGUCGGUAGAGAUGCCGGGGGACAGAUGCUGGCCUUCGGACAAAGAGUGGGGCCGGUUCAACAGCUCCAUCUCCGGGCAGCUCGUCCGGACGACUCCACCAGCCGCUCCGUGUUAUGCCGGACCGAGCCGGGAUGCAUCCGCUUGCGAAGCCGUGACCCAAGGUUGGACAACGUCGAGUUUCCAGGCAUCGCAACCCAUCGGCUACGACUACCCACUCAACACGUCUUGCCCAUUGACUCAGUCUACUGCCAACGCUCCGUCGGCGAAUUGCAGCAUCGGGAACUCACCGGUUUAUGCUGUCAACGUCACCGAUGAGGAGGAUAUAUCGAAAGCAAUUCAAUUCGCCAGCAAAAACAACAUUCGCGUCGUGAUCAAAUCAACUGGCCAUGAUUUCCUUCAGAGGUCGACCGGCUAUGGUAGUUUAUCAAUCUGGUUACAGAACUACCGGCGAGGAUUCAACUUCCACGACGACUUCCAAGUUGUCAACGAGUGUCCCAAGUCAGACUGGAAGGGCAGUGCACUGACAAUAACUGGUGCAUAUUCAUGGUCUGAAAUCUAUCCUACGGCAUUUGAGAAGAACCUCAUUGCUGUUGGAGGAAAUAACCGGGGUCCCUGCAGCACGGGUGGAUGGACGCAAGGAGGCGGCCACAGUCCCGUCACUCGAUACUAUGGGCUCGGGGCUGACCAGGUGUUGUCUGCCAAGGUCGUCUUAGCUUCUGGAGAACUGGUCACGGCAAGUCCUUGCAAUAACACCGAUCUCUUCUAUGCUAUUCGGGGCGGCGGUGGUGGUACAUACGGAGUCGUCACCCAGAUGACGGUCAAGACUUACCCGACGAAGAACAUCGACGUGAUCGACGUCGUCAUUGGCAUAGGGUCGACGAACGCGAAUACCUCGUCCCGGUUCCUCGAUGCCAUGACCGAUAUCUACUCGGCGUACCCUUAUCUGUCCGAGGUCGGCUUCGCUGGAUAUGGUGCCUGGGCCAUGAACAGCCCAGUUCCUGUGGGCGGCAACUUCACCACCAUCUUUACCCAGUCUUUCACUACGCUGGGAAACGAUGCAGCUGAGACGACACGGCUGUUCAAGCCUCUUGCCGAUAAGCUUAUGCCUCUCAAAGACGCGGGGUUUACCGUGUCGAUCACGCAAAAGGCGUUCACCGACUACGGCUCAUACUACGGAAACAAGACGGGUACCGACGCGACCGUAGGCACUGUCUCUGCUCUCGCGUCUAGACUGUUGGGGAAGUCAGCUUUGGAAGGCGACCGAGCACACCUUCGCAAGGCGAUGGAAACUAUGGCCGGAACCAAUGGCAGUGCGGUAUUUCACACUAUUGUUCACCACGGCCUCGAAACAGCGCCGGAAACGAGAGACACAUCAGCAGCUGUACAGCCGGGCUGGUACGACGCCGUGAUUCUCGACAUCUUUGAGAGACCAGUUCUCAAUGAGGCCCGCUAUGUGGACCGCUCGCCGUUCACGGUUCUGAUCGUUAUGUGCAGCCUGGGUGUCCAGUUGGUGGAGGGUAUUGAGGCGUGUCUCGGAAACUUCUUGCUUCUUUGCGCGGCGUACGUUGUCGGGAAAGUUCUGUAUCAAAUCGUUUACUACAGAUUCUUCCAUCCGCUGGCGAAGUUCCCUGGUCCAUUUUGGGGCUCCGUUACCAGACUUUGGAUCACAUAUCACAACAUCAAGCAGGAUGAGUGCCAGGUGAACCAGGCCCUACACAGGAAAUAUGGCCCGGUCAUCCGUAUCACACCAACCAUGUUGCUGGUGAGCGAUGCAACGAAGUUGCCAGAUAUCUACCACCGCAACGCCAACAAGUCUCAGCACUACAUCACCGGAUCCUUUGGCAGCACGGAGUCCCUGUUCAACAUGCAAGAUCACGUUGUUCAUGCUCGUUUCCGGAAGAUAGCUGCAGCGCCCUAUGCUUUCUCUAAUAUCCGCAAAAUGGAACCUCUUCUUGAUCUCCAUAUCGAGCGAUGGAUCCAGAGACUUGACAGCAAUUUUGCAUCAACCGGGAAGCGAUUUGACUUUGCGCCGUGGGCGGUUUAUCUCGUGUACGACAUCGUUUCUGACGUUGGAUUCGGGCAGCCUUUUGGUUUCAUCGAGCAGGAGAAGGAUGUCGAAGGUCUCAUCCAAGGUUUCCAUGAUGGACUUGUACCAUUUGGCAUCAUGGCCAGAUGCUGGCCUUUCACUAAUUGGAUGAAGAGCACCUUCCUUGGGAAGUACAUGGUAGCAUCGCCAGAGCAGGAUUCGGGCAUUGGCACAUUGAUGCGAUUCCGAGACCGUCUCAUUGCACAGAGAUUUGAGGAUAUCGAAAAGGGAAACACUAAUGGCCGUAUCGACUUGCUUCAAACAUUCAUCGAAGCCCGUGAUGAAAAAGGGGAACCCCUAGAUCUGGACUACAUCAAGGCUGAAAUUCUGCUUGUCCUUCUUGCCGGCGCUGACACGACCGGGACGGCAUUCCAAGCCUUCAUGAUGUAUAUCGUGACAACCCCCGGCGUGUAUGAGCGGCUCAUGGGAGAGAUCGAUCGUCAAACUCGAGUCGGCAAUCUCUCAAACAUUGCUCAAUACGCCGAGGUGCAGCAGUAUUGCCCCUACUACACGGCUUGUAUCCGGGAGACUAUGCGACUGACUCCCUCUGCACCCAACAUCUUCCCUCGAAUUGCCCGAAAAGGCGGCCUAGAGCUGUUUGGAAAGCAUGUUCCUGAGGGCACUGAGGUGACUUGCAAUCCUUGGCUUGUCCACCGGGAUGAAGCCAUAUUCGGACCAGAUGCCGAGGUUUUCAGACCGGAGCGAUGGUUGGAGAGCGAGGAAAAGACGAAAGAGAUGCUUAAGUACAACAUGGGAUUUGGCUAUGGAGCGAGAGUAUGCCUGGGUCGCGAUCUUGCUAUGAUGGAGCUGUCAAAGGGUCCUCUUCAAUUCCUCAGAACGUUCAAACCGGAGGUUCUUAACAAGGAUCAGCCAGGCAAAUAUGUAAUCAAGGGUGGUGUAAGUUUCUUUGAGGACAUGUGGAUGACAGUUGGGCAACGACCAAAGGUAAUUUGA
Molecule: messenger RNA, 4224 nt
Organism: Colletotrichum karsti
Lineage: Eukaryota; Fungi; Ascomycota; Sordariomycetes; Glomerellales; Glomerellaceae
Exons: 12
Molecular function (GO): oxidoreductase activity, acting on paired donors, with incorporation or reduction of molecular oxygen; FAD binding; heme binding
Source: RefSeq, a predicted model, not a curated record